This is a messenger RNA of Microthlaspi erraticum, 543 nucleotides long. NCBI's taxonomy places the organism in Eukaryota, Viridiplantae, Streptophyta, Magnoliopsida, Brassicales, Brassicaceae. The record is from the annotation of a GenBank genome assembly.
AUGGAAAAGAGUGGAGGAAGAAAAGUGAUGGAUGAGAUAAGAAGCUUUGAGAAGGCAAGCUUGUUCGAUCUUGGCCAUCCUCUUCUCAACCGCAUCGCCGACUCUUUCGUGAAAGCCGCGGGAGUUGGAGCUUUACAAGCCGUGUCGAGGGAAGCUUACUUUACGGUUGUUGAUGGGGCAGGGUUUGACUCGAGCAACGUGGGUCCACCGUCGGAGAAUACCGGAACCGGAAGCAAGAAACAUAGGUUCCCUAAUCUCAGAGGGGAAAGCAGCAGCAAAUCUCUUGAAGCAUUGGUGAAGAAUACAGGAAAAGAAUCUCUCCAAUGGGGGCUAGCUGCCGGAUUGUACUCGGGUAUUACUUAUGGUAUGAAGGAGGCUCGUGGAGGAGCUCAUGAUUGGAGGAACAGCGCGGUGGCUGGAGCAUUGACAGGAGCGGCGAUGGCUAUGACCUCAGAGAGGACAAGCCAUGAGCAAGUGGUACAGUCUGCUCUCACCGGAGCAGCCAUUUCCACUGCUGCUAAUCUCCUUUCCGGCGUUUUCUAG